UAUUUGACGUUUUACUUCUUCUCGGGCUAGUUUUUUCCUCCAUCCCGUACUGACUUUGGUUGGUGGUUAGUGUGCUAUGUGCUCUGCGGACAGCGAGUGAUGUCAACAGGUGUUUUGGCGUCGUUCUGGAAUUUUGCAAGUUUAAGCGUGCAUUUCGGACUAGUUCUUCGAUUAGUGUAGUGAUUUGUGCUGAAUUUACUUGUGCGUCGGUGAUUUCUGUUGACAGGAAGAGGAAUUCCAACUGCUGAUCGUGAGGAAGCGUCGAGUUUAUGCCGCACCUCACAGAAUGCCUUUAAACGACUUCCAGCCGUUGGCGUUCACCACGAUGAAUAACUUCACGACAAUGAACCAGACCCAGGGCACUGCAACGGUGCCAAGCUCCGUUCAGGAGCAACAGUUUUGCCUGCGAUGGAACAACUACCACUCGAAUCUGUCGACGGUUUUCGAUCAGCUGUUCCAAGCCGAAUCGUUCGUCGACGUAACCCUGAUUGGCGAAGGUCGCCCAAUCAAAGCUCACAAAAUGGUCCUUGCCGCAAGUAGUCCAUACUUUCAGACCAUUUUUCAGGAAACCCCCUGCAAGCAUCCCGUAGUUAUUAUCAAAGACGUCAAAUGGGAGGACCUCAAAGCUCUAGUUGAGUUCAUGUAUCGCGGGGAGAUCAACGUCGCCCAAGAGCAACUCCGACCUCUACUCAACCUAGCGCAGAUGUUUCAAAUUCGUGGUCUGACCGACGUCACGCAUGAAGACGUUGAACCAGAGCCUCCGGCGCCAGUACGCGAAACUGUCCAACCCACCAACGUAGAACAAUUCACGGUUUACACGGCGUCCAUCGUGGAAAACCUUCAACAGCAGAACUUCAACACUCCAACCACUAACGAUCUCGGCCCGAGGCGAUCCUCCAAAGAAAAGGACACCUCUCGGAAGCAAACUCUGGAGACGAUGGACAUAACCGUUGAGUGGCCCAAACUUGAACCCAAGUCCGAAACGCCAUCUGAAACACAAUCGCCAACGAAGAAUCCCCGCAAACGCAAAUCCACAUCCAACGACAACGCCGAAGAAAACUUCCUUACCCUGCAACCUCCGGAACCAACGGCAUACAUUCCAGCUGCGAUCAGCCAACCAGUUACGGUAGUCUCUCAACCCCCACCUCUCGCCACCCGAUUGGUACUGCAAAAUGCCUACCAAGCAGAAGACACGGACACCAAGAUGACCUUCCUGGACCCUACCAAUGAAGCAGACGAUACAUCUAUGAAUACCUCCCAAGAGCAGAAUACCACAAAUGAAUCCCGAUCGAAAGCCCAGAAAGCACCCGCAUGGAGUUCAAACCAACUGCAGGAAGCCAUCGCCGCCGUCGUAACGCAGCGAUUGCGUUUCACCCAGGCCAGCGCCCAGUACAACAUCCCCAAGGGCACACUGUACGACAACAUUCUCGGCAAAGCGCACCGAAUGGCGGUCCUCCAGGAGCUUGCACUCUCUCCCGAAGAAGAAGCUGCGGUGCUGAAUUUCUGUUGCGAUACGGCCACCUCGCCGUACAACAAGCGCACGAAGAGAUCGCUCAGAAGCAUUCUCGAGUUCAUCAGUCACUUCCAGAGCUUUCGGGACAAGGGCGACCAGUUCAAGUUCGGAGGCAAACCAGGCUUCCGGUGGUGGUGGGCUUUCUGUCGGAAGCACUCGAUCGUUUCGCUGUACUACGAGGGACUGAAGCUUAGCGACGAUCAGGAUUCGUCGAUCUCCAGCAAGAGGAGCCGGAAGAGCGUGGAGUUAGAUGCAAUGCAAGCGGUUUGAAUGUUACAGUUUAAUUUGAAGAUGUGUGUGCCUUUCAGCAAUUAAUUUGUGAUUUUAACAUUCUCGUUGAUUUUGUACAAUUGUAACAUGAAACUCAGAUAUAAGUAAGGUUAUGUAAUUAGACGACAAAACUGGUA
Molecule: messenger RNA, 1920 nt
Organism: Aedes aegypti (yellow fever mosquito)
Lineage: Eukaryota; Metazoa; Arthropoda; Insecta; Diptera; Culicidae
Product: protein bric-a-brac 2
Exons: 4
Coding region: 287-1783 (498 amino acids)
Biological process (GO): regulation of transcription by RNA polymerase II
Cellular component (GO): nucleus
Molecular function (GO): DNA binding; protein binding
Source: RefSeq, a predicted model, not a curated record